Messenger RNA from Dioscorea cayenensis subsp. rotundata (Guinea yam), 1731 nucleotides. Its product is annotated as E3 ubiquitin-protein ligase XB3-like. Lineage: Eukaryota; Viridiplantae; Streptophyta; Magnoliopsida; Dioscoreales; Dioscoreaceae. The record is from RefSeq and is a predicted model, not a curated record. The transcript has 8 exons. The coding region runs from base 147 to 1475 and encodes 442 amino acids. Gene Ontology annotation, molecular function: protein binding.
UAUCCACACAACAGUAAAAUAAGGACACUGCGAAGCUCUCUUCUCCUCUGCGAACGGCGCAUGAUUAGGCCACCGUGAGCCGUUCGGAGUGGCGGAGGAGUCGCCGGAGACGAAGAGAAGGGGGCAUCAUCGGAUUAUAGAGGAAGAUGGGCCAGGGGGUGAGCUGCAGCCGCUCGAGUUAUGAGCAUGAGUUCUUCACCGCCGUGCAGUCAGGCGAUCUAGAAUUGGUGGAGCUUGCCCUCCGGAGAGACCCGGAGAUGGUGUUUCAGACCACCAUCUAUGACCGCCUCUCCGCCCUGCACAUCGCCGCUGCUAAUGGCCGCGUCGAGGUUAUUUGUAUGAUUUUAGACCAAUCUGGAAAUCCUGAUUUGUUGAACCGGCAUAAACAAACUCCGUUGAUGUUGGCUGCAAUGCAUGGGAAGGUCGCCUGCGUGCAUAAGCUUCUCCAGGCUGGUGCUAAUAUCUUGAUGUUUGAUUCACUGCAUGGGAGGACUUGCUUGCAUUAUGCUGCUUAUUAUGGGCAUUCAGAUUGCUUGCAAGUCAUUUUAGAUGCUGCCCGUUCCAGUCCUGUUACUGAUUCUUGGGGGUUCACACGCUUUGUGAAUGUCAGAGAUGAUACUGGCGCAACACCUUUGCACCUUGCUGCGAGACAUAGACGGCCGAAUUGUGUCCAUAUUCUACUGGAGAAUGGAGCUCUUUCAUGUGCUUCUACUGGAGGAUAUGGAUUUCCAGGCAGCACACCUCUACACUUUGCGGCUCGUGGUGGAUGCUUGGAUUGUGUUAGGGAAUUGCUCGUGUGGGGAGCAGAUAGGCUUCAAAGAGAUUCAUCUGGGAGAAUACCGUUCAUGAUUGCUCUGAAAAAAAAACAUGGGAGGUGUGCCACCCUACUUAACCCUUCAUCACCGGGGCCUCUAGUUUGGCCUUCUCCAUUGAAGUUUAUCAGCGAACUUGAUCAAGAAGCAAAGCUUCUGCUAGAGGCUGCUCUAAUGGAAGCCAACAGGGAAAGGGAGAAAAGCAUCCUAAAGGGGGCAGCGUAUUCGGUUCAAUCCCCUAUCCAUUCAGAUGAUGGAACCGAUGAUAAUGUCUCAGAGACCAGUGAAUCUGAGCUCUGCUGCAUCUGCUUCGACCAAGUCUGCACCAUUGAGGUCCAAGCAUGUGGGCAUCAGAUGUGUGCGCAUUGCAUUUUAUCUCUAUGCUGCCACAACAAACCUGAUCCUACGACGUUGUGUGUGCCAGCUCCUCUUUGCCCGUUCUGCCGCAGUGAUAUAGCUCGAUUGGUGGUUGUCAAGACUAAGACCCUCGACGAUGGUGGAGCGGACACACCCUCGAGGUCAAGAAGAUCAAGACGGUCUCGCAACCUCAGUGAGGGAAGCAACAGUUUUAAGGGUCUCUCAACCCUUGGCUCAUUUACAAAGAUGACAGGCCGAGGAUCUGGUCUGAAAGCCGAUAGUAGUGAUACAACAGAUAAACCAUGAAAAUUUUUGCCAUUGGAAUAUGUCAUAGUUUUGUGACCUGAUCACGUCGAACUUCACAACAAAGAAAUUAAAAUUAAAUUCUUGUGUUUUGAUUUAUAUCUACAUUGUAAACUUCAUAAACAGUGUGAGUGACAGAUCAUUUGAUAAAUGUACCAUGGGGCAUCAUUGUGAGUCCCAUUUGAUUCUUUACAAGGAUUUUGUCAAGUUGUGUCUGUGUCUUCUUGUUGAGGUUGUUGAGCACAUGAAUUUUUUCUCA